UCGUAACACAGUACAGUAGAAUUAAACCGUAUAUUAUAACAGUUAAUAUGAUAAAUAUUAAAUGUAUUCUUUUGCUCAGUGUGGCAGCAUUCGUGGCGUGUGAUGCCGGUGAAGUACCUAAAGAAGAAGGAGAUCAUAAUUUAAAUGCAGACUCCAGUGAAGGUGGACUCAUUAAGGUCGGCAAAAAAACAUAUUUAAGAACGCCAGACGUAAUUGUAGGCAUCACUACAUAUAAUGGCAGUGAAUAUUCAAGACAUUGGGCUUAUACCCAAGGGAGUGUAACCCUAGAGUUUAUUGGCGAUGCGUUAUGUAUCAACGGCAAAGAAGUCGCAGGAGUUAAAGCUAACGAAGUAAUAAGAGUAGAUUGGGGUCCCUGUAUAGUCAGCAUCAGGAGGCCAAGAAAUGAUAGAUUACAAGAAAAGGAAACCAAUACAAGCCAAAGCAAACCAGGUAAAGCUGCCAAAAAUUGCGAACUGCAUGAUUUAGUUUUGGAUUCAAUAUUACAAGUGUCGCCUAAAGGCACUACUAUGCAUGGUGUUGUGAAAAAUUGAGUACGUUAUGCUCGCGAUUGGUUAAAAAUAAAAAAACGGAAUGCCGACAAAGCAGCACGCUAUUUACUUGAAGAGGAGGAAGACUAUAGAUCAUAAUUAUAUAUUAGAAUAAAAUCUUAGUAGAGCAUGUAGGUAUAUUAUAGUAGUUAUAUUAUUAUAACCGUUUCAACUUAAUUAAUUGACUUGCGAAUGAGUAAUAAGAA
Adelges cooleyi (spruce gall adelgid) is the source of this 754-nucleotide messenger RNA. RefSeq lists its product as uncharacterized. NCBI's taxonomy places the organism in Eukaryota, Metazoa, Arthropoda, Insecta, Hemiptera, Adelgidae. The transcript has 5 exons. The record is from RefSeq and is a predicted model, not a curated record. Bases 48 to 551 code for a protein of 167 amino acids.